GCCAACUGAAGGUGUUAUUUUCAUGAAUAGGUCAAACAAAUGGAUCAAGCUAUAGUUUCCUUGUCCUGAUCGAGCAAAGCAUAGCCAAGGGCAGGGUAAUGAGUCGGAGCGGAAGUCGGCGGCGGCGUGGAUGUGGAACUACUUGGGUUGGUAACCCGGUACGAAGCAACCCAAGACCCAGAGAGCCAAGAUCUGAUCCUCUUCUCGAUUUGCCAACACUCAGGCCUCCACCAACCGCCAGCGCUCAUUAAUUAUCUCGAUCCUCCAAGCAGCGAUGCCGUUUUGGAAUCCGAUGACAGCGACGACUAGAUGGAUGAUGUGGAAGAAGAAAAAGAAGGGGAGGAGGAGUUCAGGUAUGCAAUAUUCGAUUGGGACAGUGG
Molecule: messenger RNA, 380 nt
Organism: Linum tenue
Lineage: Eukaryota; Viridiplantae; Streptophyta; Magnoliopsida; Malpighiales; Linaceae
Source: the annotation of a GenBank genome assembly